UAAUGAUACGUCUGUCUCUGUCUAGAGGCUAUCGUAAACUUGACCUUUUAUUAUUCUUGUCAUUCUUAGAGUGAAGUGCGUAGGAGAUGCCCGUUUUAUUAAAAAUAAUAAGGAAAUACGUGAAAUAUUAGUGAAAAUACUUUUAAAAUGCUCAGAGCCCUCCUGCUAACGACAACCCUAGUGCUCACACAGCAGCAACAGACACCCCUAUCACCAUGCCCGAACGUCUUCAGCUACGAGCCGCCAGGAACGGAGCCCGGACGGUGGUAUGGAGUGGUGAAUCUGUCCACGGACAGCAUAUUGCACUCGGUGUGGAUCAACAUUGUGCUGGACAGCAAAGCUGACAUACUUGGAAACUGGGUCGGUGACGUAACAACCACAGACAACACAGACUUCAAAAUAGAAAACACAAAGAUGAAAAUCCACCCCGGCCCCGCGACCGCCGUACGAUUUUUCGUCCAAUACAACCCUUUAAACAAGGCCCCAAAAUUGCAAGCCAUACGGCUGAAUGGAAGAGAAAUAUGCAAUGCUAAUAAUCCUCAGCCGGCUAUUGAUAGGCCUGAUGAGAGGCGGACGACGUCCAGGCCUCUAAGGCCGGAUGAUUCGGCGAGGCCAGGCCUAAGGCCGGAUGAUUCGGCCAGGCCUGUACUGAGGCCUGAUGAUAUUCCUAAAGCCAAGCCGGUGCAGGGGCAACAGGCGGGGGCAGGGCCGGUGUAUUCCUCGACGCAGGGACCGCCGCAGAACCCGGUUAAUCUUAAUAUCGGUGGUGGCCAAAUCCCAGCCCAGAGCGUUGGCACGCAAACCAGCUUCGGUACUAAUACCGGUACCGGGUCCAGCUUCGGUACCAAUACCGGUACCGGGUCCAGCUUCGGUAGCGAUACCGGUAGCUCAAGCUUGGGUACCAAUACCGGUAGCUCAAGCUUCGGUACUAAUACCGGUACCGGUAGCAGCUUCGGUACUCAGACCGGUAGCAGCUUCAACGAUGACAGAAGGAGGCCGGACAACGGGUACCGGCUGACGACGGCGGUACCCAUGCGUACCACAACUACGAGUAGAUACGAAGAUGAUGAUGACGGGAACGACUAUUUCUCAGGCGGGCAGCCUACAUUCAUCGUCCCCAGCAGGCCUAAUAACAACAACAACAACAACAACAAUAACAACAGACAACAGGCGGAAUGUGGCAAGGUGGUACGAAACAACCCCAACCCGCUUGUGGUGAACGGUCGACCAACUCUAGAGGGGCAAUGGCCGUGGCAAAUAGCGUUAUACCAAACACAGACUGUAGACAAUAAGUACAUCUGCGGUGGCACCCUCGUAACUCGCAGCCACGUGAUCACUGCCGCUCACUGCGUUACCCGCAAGGGCUCCAGUCGAGUGGUCAACCAGAAUACACUUACUGUGUAUCUAGGAAAGCAUAACCUUAGAACGUCGGUGGAGGGAGUGCAGAUCAAAUUGGUCUCGGAGAUCCGAGUACAUCCUCAAUACAACGCGUCAUCCUACAGCCGGGACGUCAGCGUACUCAAGCUUAGAGAACGAGUGACUUACAGCGACUUCGUUCGUCCCGCGUGCCUCUGGCCGGACAACGAAGUAGAUCUGACGAAUGUCAUAGGAAAGAAAGGAUCGGUGGUAGGCUGGGGCUUCGAUGACAAGGGCGUGGCCACCGAAGAGCUGACCCUCGUAGAGAUGCCCGUGGUAGACCAAGAGACCUGCAUCAGAUCCUACAGCGAGUUCUUCGCCCGUUUUACUUCGGACUACACCUACUGUGCGGGUUACAAAGAUGGAGCCGUCGAUAAAAGGACAGGCACUAGGAAAAGCAGCUCAGUAUGCAACGGCGACAGCGGCGGCGGCAUGGUGUUCCUAAUGCGCAACUCCUGGUACCUUCGCGGGCUCGUCUCGUUGUCCGUCGCGCGACAGAACGAGUACCGGUGCGACCCGACGCACUACGUCGUGUUCACGGACUUGGCCAAGUUCCUGCCGUGGAUCCAGCAGAAUAUUAGCGACGAAUAGUAGUAGUAAUAGUUAGAACAUUUUUUCUUUAAAUUUAGGCCCUUUUAACCUUUUGACCGCGAAAAACUUGAACUAACCCGCGCGGCAACAAGCCGAUGUCAACCUUCAUGCAUGCCGACAAGGUUCACAAUCAUGCGACACUCACUGUAGGGUCGAUAGGCAUGGCGUUCAAACGUUUAAGUAAAGUUCACGACCUAGCAAACUGUAAAACCUAAAAUAGUCCAUAAUAGCAACUACCGUCUAACUGAGAUUUUUUUGUCAAUAGGUACUGACCCUGUUUGUUAUUGGGGUUGUAGAUAUAGUGAAAUCGUUUUCAGUAGGGCCUAAAAUAUAUAGUCAACUCACAGAGUUCUAAAAUACGCUACUAUUUCAAAAUUGUAUGGGCGCUUAUAUACUUUGUCGUGAAUACCUAUAAUUAUGAAAAAGUAAAGUGACGGAUAGGGUAGAGCUGAUAAAUUCAAUGGUGCAUUUGGGUAACUUCGUAGGCGGGGUAAUUUUGAAAAUCGCGAAUAUCUACUAAACCAGAUGCAUUUCAUAAUUAAUCAUCAUAGCAUUUUAUCUUUUUUUUAUUACUCAAAUAAGUGACACAGCAUUACAAUAAAAACCAAGGCACUGCGAAACUAGAUAAUAAAAGAGAAUACAAGGAAACAAAAAAAACUUCCAAUAAAAACCAAAUACAAAUUAAACAUUAAAUUUGGCCGAAGACAUAAUAGCGUUGCGUAGUAGUAGAUAUUAAAAAAUUUAAAAUUAUCCCAAAAAUAUCCCGCUUUCUAAGUUAUCCCAAUGCACUUUAUUGUGUUGGUCAUUUUUUAAUUUGUGUGUUAUCGAAAUUCUAAACAAAAACCCAUAUAAUUUUAACUACUAUCAUUAUUAUCUUUUUUUUUAUGUUAUGUCGGGUUACGAGUCGUGUUGCAAAGGCAAGGUCCCAAGGACACCUGGGGCGACACCUGGGGCGACACCUUUUAAUAAAUAUUCCAUGUGUACAAUGUAGCUACUUUUCUUUCGGCACAUCUGAGGGCCUACCGCGAACCACGUUCGACGUGUUACCUCUCUGUCGCACUUAUAAAUUCGUACGUAAGUGUGACAGGGAGGCAACACGUCGAACGUGGUUCGCGGUAAGCCCUCUGUUCCAUCAACACAGCGCAAGUCAAAGCCGGAGAUAUAUUCUAAUUUGACAAUUUGUUUAGACUUUGAACUCGUUUUGAUAAGAACUUCACGAUAUUGAAGUCAACAGUAAACAAAUUGUUUAAUCUGAUGUGUACUGAAUGUAAUCUAAGGAUUUUACAUUUCAGUAUCGAAAAUACACGAGCGUUAAUAAUAAUAGGUUAGAUUUUGAAUUUUUAAUAAAUCUUUUUAUGCCUAUUCGAGUUGCAGCAAAGUGUAUUACUGUAUACGAAGUGAUUUUGAAAUGGAGGAAGUGACUUUAAUAUUUUAGUUAUAUGUUCCAGAUUUGAGUGGCAGUUUUAAAACUAGAGUUUGGCUAGCCAAAUAUUGUUGACAGAUAUUUCCAUGUUGUAUCACCAAUUACCAAUUUAAAAAAAAGCUAAAAGUCUGUUGUCAAUUUUAAAUAAUAUUAAUAAUGACUAUACCGAGUGAGGUCCCAAACUAUUAUUUAAGCUCAUAAAUAAUUACGACAAUGUGCAAAGAAAUUCCAUAGUCUAAAUAGUCAUUUCCUUUACCUUGUUUUUUAUAUGAAUUAUAUGUAUACCGAAUACUACAAUUAUAGUUCAAUUGUAUGACUUAUAAUAUCGUAAUUUUAGCACAAAAUUGUUAUGAAAUCUGUAUAAUUGAGUCGUAUUGGAAAUGCCAUUUUGUAUCUGGGAUAUAAAGAGCUUAGGAAUUUCCAACUAACGUAUUUUGCUCAAUAUUGUGCCAAGUUAAAACAGAACCAUUUAUUGUUGGAUAUUUUAUCAUAAAAUUAAUUAUUUGUAUUUAUAAUUCUGCUCUCUACAUCUUAUAAAUGUGACAUGAAAUUUUAAUGUGACUAAAAUAAUAUUGAGAUUAAAUUAUAAGUAUUUUUUUACAAA
Messenger RNA from Cydia pomonella (codling moth), 4034 nucleotides. Its product is annotated as proclotting enzyme-like. Gene Ontology annotation, molecular function: serine-type endopeptidase activity. Bases 148 to 2007 code for a protein of 619 amino acids. NCBI's taxonomy places the organism in Eukaryota, Metazoa, Arthropoda, Insecta, Lepidoptera, Tortricidae. The transcript has 11 exons. The record is from RefSeq and is a predicted model, not a curated record. Gene Ontology annotation, biological process: proteolysis.